AUGGAUGAUUCAGUGACUGACGUUUAUAUCUAUCUCGUCGAAGACUAUGGGUACGUUUGUCGGUAUAAUAGGGAGAUCAAGAAGAGAGGCCGCCUGCCAGCCUCUACUUCGGUCAGGUUCCAAUCCGAGUCACAACGCCCAGUACCUCCAACAGGCACUCCCGACGAUGGACGGGCGUCUCAAUCCUCACCGCCAUCAGCAUCACCUGCCGGUGAAUCGGCGGUUGCGGACAGGCAGCCUCUAUCUUUAUCCUCUCAAGCGGAUCAACGUGGUGGCUCUCCCGCGAGCAAUAUCCCGCCUAUCGUCGAUGGCCGGCUAGUCAGCCAUGCAGAGAGCGUAAUCUCACACGGCAAUGAGUCCCCUGAAAGAAGACGACGUGUAUCUACGUCUAUGUCCGUUACUUCACUUAUUCAACCAGGUUCACACAAAAAUGCUACGUCCGAUUCUCGAGCGUUCCGACCCCGGGCAGGUUCAUUGUCGGCGGCAUUCUCAGACAAUCACGUUGCAGACUCGGAAGCACUCAUAUCAGAUGAUAGUGUCGGGUAUCCAUCCCCAGCAAAUCUCGGUAGACCGCACGAAUACCGAAGAACUCAAGACCAUCGUGAUUCAUUUAGAUCUGCCGCUAGUAACGGCGACAGUACUCGAGAGUCUUUCAGCACUGCUACGGUACCCAAUAGCUUGUCGCCCGACCUCCUUCAAAAAGCUCCAACGGAGGAUUGUUGUUACAGAUUUCUCGAUCCAGUCUUACCGUAUAUACGAAACAUACUUCCAGCUUCAGUAGCUUGCGAGCUGCUUGAUAUUUUCCUUACUGAUCCCGGAAGCUCGUUGUUCCGCGGUGCCUCGCCAUACAUUCUCACUCGCAUAUUCCGCAGAAAGUCUAUUCUUCAUCCAACUAGCCCAAGACAUACCACUCCUGCUCUUCUGGCCACAAUUUUGUGGUGCGUUGCACAAACGGCGGAUGUUAUGCUUCUCCAUGUGCCUGGAACUCGGGCCAAGGUAGUGAAUGACUUGUACGACCUAGCCAUAUCGUUGGUUUCCGAGAGAGACCCUGACCGCUGGCAUCGAAUCCACGGUGGUUUGAGGGCCGAGAAAGAGGUCCCAAUUCCCGGAUGGGCCAACUCCGCGUCUGUUCCAACGACCACGGCAGCAAACGAACCGGCUGGGGGAGUGGACGAUGUUCUUACCUUUAUCCUGUUGUCUAUCGCUGUAUCAGGCGGCGAUUUCAAGUCUGAUUGUUACAAAUGGUGGUCGAAAGCUUUGAGACUGACUCUCUCCCUACAAUUAAACCGAGAGGACGAGAGGUGUCCGGCUUCAGUUUCGCCGUGUGCAAACCCUCUAUGUUCCUGCCAUAGGGAUCGCUCUGAUGCGACCUUUGCUGAAUUUGAGCGGCGGGAGGAACGACGGCGGGUGUUUUGGCUUCUCUACAGUCUCGACAGACAUUUGAGCCUGUCCUUCAACACAGUCCUUUCUAUGCCAGACUCAUAUUGUGAGGUAUAUGCUCCGCUUCCGGAACGUAUCUGGGAAAAUCUGGACGCCAUCCCGCCCCGGGAACUCCCUACGAGAGUCAUGGGUCCUCCGGUUCUUGCAACCGGAACUGGAUACCUUGAAUAUUUUCUUCCUCUCAUGGCAAUCCUUGGAGACAUUAUCGAAAUUCAUCAUCGACGUCGACACCCUCGACUUGGCCAACAAGACGAUGCAUACUCCAUAUCUGUUGUGCAACAUCUCUUGACUGACUACGAGUUCAGUCUUGGUGCAUUAGGCCGUGAUGCCGCUAUUGUGCCAGCAUCUACAGCAUUCCAAAUACCUGGACAAGGCGGACGAGACCUAUUGAGCGGCAUGCCAGCCCCCGGUUUUAAGAUGUCAUCGUCAUCCUCAUAUCAAGCGGACCAAUCCAAAGUUCGACUUGUUAUGGCUUAUAGCACCCACAUUUUACAUGUCCUUCACGUCCUUUUACAUGGCAAAUGGGAUGCGAUUUCCAUGUUAGACGGGGGUGAUGACUGGAUCACCUCAGAACACUUCACCGAAUGCGCAUCGCAUGCCAUUUCGGCAUCCCAGUCUGUUUCGACGAUUCUCACCAUUGAUCCUGAGCUCACCUUUAUGUCGUAUCUAUUUGGGAUUUACCUUCUUCAGGGUAGUUUCAUUCUGCUCCUCUUUGCAGAUCGGAUGCCGCAACUUGGUCCCAACGAGUCCGUGGAGCAAGCAUGCGAGAACAUCAUCCGAGCCCACGAAGUGUGUGUUGUUACAUUGAACACUGAGUUUCAGAAAAACUUUCGAAAAGUGGUGCGCUCCACGCUAUACAGCGUGCGAGGAACAGGUACUACCGACUGGGAGGAACAUCGGGCAAGGCGUAGAGCUUUAUCUCUCUACAGAUGGACAAAGGGUGCCAAAGGGUUGGCUCUGUAG
This is a messenger RNA of Metarhizium brunneum ARSEF 3297, 2403 nucleotides long. RefSeq names its product Xylanolytic transcriptional activator xlnR (gene xlnR). Gene Ontology annotation, biological process: DNA-templated transcription. Gene Ontology annotation, molecular function: DNA binding; zinc ion binding. The record is from RefSeq and is a predicted model, not a curated record. NCBI's taxonomy places the organism in Eukaryota, Fungi, Ascomycota, Sordariomycetes, Hypocreales, Clavicipitaceae.